Prorocentrum cordatum is the source of this 1359-nucleotide messenger RNA. NCBI's taxonomy places the organism in Eukaryota, Dinophyceae, Prorocentrales, Prorocentraceae. The record is from the annotation of a GenBank genome assembly.
AUGGCACCCAAGAAGCAGCCCAAGGCCGCAGCGAAGAAGAAGGCGGCCCCUGAGGGGGAGGUUGUUGGCGAGUCGACCGGGUCGAACAACGUCGCCAGAGUCGGGAAGCUCGCGCCGCUCUCGAAGGAGGAGCUCGCUGUCAACGCCGAGAUCUACGCGACUGUCAAUGCGUCGCUGGAGCUCAUCGAGAGUAACCCCGUCUUCUCAGGAAUUAGAGACAUGGCGCCCCUGUCAUUGAAGGUCGCUGGGGACGACGACGCCAAUGAUGACGACCCAAUGAACUGGGGCCAGAUCGCGCCCUUCGACGCCGAGACUUUCACGGACAGCUUCAAGACUACGGGGCGGGUCACCUGUGGCAUCAAUUUCUUCGCCAUGGAUGUUACGUACAGCGCUACACCAGGGAUUCCGAUUCGCAAGAAGGCGGUGUCAUCCCUGACGGAGCACUACUAUGAUCAGCCUGCAUUCUCCAUGGGCUCCGUGACCAUUGGCGUGGCCAAGGAUAGCGACGACGUUCCGAGCUUGAUGGCAUCGCAUAGUCUGAGGCCCCCCUCCCCAGAAGAGAAGCGCUUCGCCUUCAUCGAGGCGAUCGCGCGGGACAUUCGGGCUGGUAAGGACGACUUCGUGCUCAAGCGGCAGUGCGCUCUGUCAGUCAGCGCAUGCUUCGUGGAUCUGUCGACGGAUGACGCCCUGCACUGGCAGGCAGUGCAAGAGAGAGAAGAUUUCGGGACAGACUUCGAGGCGAUGCGUCGCAGCGCCGUGCAGCGCCUCUACGAAAUCGUGAACUACAAGAAACGCAAGGAGGACCUUUCGAAUAACACCCUCACCACGCUGCAGCUCCAGGAGGAGUACAAGAAGGCGAAGCUGGGAUCGCACAGCGAGGAGAUCUCCGACACGUUCAUUGAGAUGGCGCUCAAGGUCCACAAAGCCUGUUUCGGCAUUCAAUCGAUCUCGAAGCUCCUGCCCAUGUGCGAUUCAGAAUAUGGCAGCCGCAACCCCUUUGACUACCUCACCAAGUUGGACAAAAUCAGCCGGCGGGCCAAGGGUGACGAGCUUUCGUGGGUUUUCCAUGCGCUCCAUGAUGCCUGGAAGUAUGGUUUCAUGACAGACAGCGGCCUGUCCCUGAGAUCCAUCGAAGGCAAGGGCACGCUAGCCGGCAAGAGCGUUGUUGACAUCGCCUUUUUCAAAAAGAAGCUGAGGGAUCUGUUCAUGGAGAAAUUGGCCGAUUUUCCCCAGUGGACGGAGGAGGUGAAAGCCAAAUUCAGGGUCGUGUGCGCCGGCCACUUGCUCUUCCGCGAAUUCAACGGGUGCCCAGACGAACGCGCUAACAUCACCUGGAAGGCGGGGUGGCCGCCGAGCGCG